GUUAGCGAUGAGUUUAGCUUGGCUAACAACGCGUCGUUUGUUGCUGUAAAGAAAUGUCAACGUGCUUUUAGUACACAAAAUAAUUUAAUGAUACCGGAAUGUAAUUGCACAAAAUAGCAAUCAGAUCCAAUAUUUGUGUCACAAAAUGUUGGUUCCGGUAUUCUCUCUGAAGUUGAACCUAAAGAUCCGGCCUCGUCUGGUAACUAUUGGCAAUUACUUUGGAAACUACCCAGCAUUAACUUGUGCCACAAGUGGAGGAAAGGUUUUCAUUCAUACUCCACACAAAGUGCCUGAUGUAUCAAAGUACGGAAGUCCAAACCCUGGUGGUGAAGUCUCUCUACUGAACAUUAACCAGAAAAUUUUUUCACUGUGUGCUGGCCACCUGAAUCCAUCACUGGAUUAUGAUGUAUUGAUGAUAGGAACUGAGAAUAAUCUAUUGGCUUAUGAUGUUUUCAGAAACACUGACCUUUUCUACCGAGAAAUAUCUGAUGGUGCUAAUGCAAUUUCUAUUGGAAAUCUUGGAUCAAUCCAAAACAAACUGGCCAUUGUUGGUGGCAACUGUUCAAUACAAGGUUUUGACUAUGAAGGCAAUGAUGUAUUUUGGACUGUCACUGGAGAUAAUGUGUGUUCACUGGCAUUGGUGGAUUUCAAUAAAGAUAACCUGAAUGAGCUGGUUGUUGGCUCUGAAGAUUUUGAUAUAAGAGUCUUCAAGGAAGAUGAAAUAAUUGCAGAAAUGAAUGAAACAGAAGCAGUUACAUGCUUACAUUCCAUGGGUGACAAUAAAUUUGCCUAUGCAUUACAAAAUGGUACAGUGGGUAUCUAUGAACGUACUUCCCGGCAGUGGAGAAUAAAGUCUAAAAGCCAAGCAGUUGCAAUCCACAGCUUUGAUAUUAACAAUGAUGGCGUUCCUGAGUUGAUUACUGGAUGGACUAAUGGUAAGGUUGAUGUUCGUAAUGACCGUACAGGGGAAGUUCUUUUCAAAGAUAACUUCCCAAGUUCAGUGGCAGGUAUUGUACAGGGAGCAUAUACACAACUUGGUAAGGAACAAAUGAUAUGCUGUUCUGUAGAUGGUGAAGUUCGUGGCUAUAACCCUUUGACGUCUGAAACUCUUAGUCUUGGAGUUAGUGUCACUCUGGAACAAGAAACUAUCCGAGAACUCACACAAAAGAAACAGAAUCUACUGAUGGAACUGAAAAACUAUGAAGACAAUAUACCAAGUACUAUCAAGCUCAGUCCCGAUGAACGGAAUAAAACAACAGGAAGUAUUAUACCUACAGAUACUAAAGUUAACUCAAGGCUUUGUCUGAAACCAGCAUCAGAGGAUUCUCCAGCUCAAGUUCUUCUGUUGAUAAACACCACCAAUGAUACUAUUAUCCGAGCUGCCCUUGUAUUUGCUGAAGGAAUAUUCAAAGGUGAAAGUCAUGUAAUCCACCCAGCUAAUGAUAACCCGUGUUCUGAAGUAUGUAUGAUCAUAGUUCAACCAAAAGAUACACCAGUUGAUCUCCACAUGAAAGUUUUUGUUGGUUACAGAAAUUGCAUGCAGUUUCAUGUCUUCGAGAUAACUCACACAAUCCCCAGAUUUGUUAUGUAUGUCAAAAGUGAAAUGUCUUCUGUGGAAGAACCCGAAGGCUAUGUGAAGUUUACAGUCAGUGAAAGAGCUCAAAGGGUGUGUAUUUGGAUGAACCAAAAUUUUCUGCUAGAACAGUCACUGGAUCCUGAUAAUACCAUAAAUGUUGCCUUCAUAUCAUUACGAGAUAACAAGCCUCUGAUAAUCAUUAUGGAUCAAUCCAAACAGAUUGUUAUCAAGACUGAUAAUAUGGAUAUUGCUGGAGACAUUGUCCAAUCUUUGACAUCUUACCUCAAGAUUGACGAACUCAACGUUACAGCUCAUUUCCCCAAUGAAUUGAAAAUACUUAAUUCUCUUAUAGAAAAGGUUGACUCUUUGAAUAACUUGAGGCAGACUUUAAGUACUGAUAUCGCUGAUCAUUCCAACCUAAUCAGAUCAAUGGUGGUUCAUGCUGAAGACUCAAGACUUAUAGGAGACUACAAAUCAAUGAAACAAGGCUACACAGAACUGUUCAACCUCAAUCAAGAAUUGCUGCGUGACUACAAGAUCCGUUGUGACAACCACACAGAACUUGUAGCAAGCCUGAAGCAAGUGAACAUGAUCAUCCAAAAGGCUUCCAAACUGAGAGCUGGAAAAUAUAAAACACAAGUAGUUACAGCUUGCAGAACUGCCAUCAAGAAUAACAAUAUAGGAGCACUUAUGAAGAUUAUUACUACAGGAGCAUCUUCCUAACUGAAGAAGGUCACUGCUUUUGAAAAAUUUUGAAAUUCCAUCCAAAGGAAAAUUUCCGAGAUUUUUUUUUUCUUUCGUUGUUAGAUUAAAAAAGAAAAUUAUAAUAAUGGUAAGAGUAAUUAUUAUUAUUAUUUAAAAUCCUUAAGGUGGCAAGCUGGCGGAAUUGUUAACACACCAGACAAACCCAAAAUGUUGAGCAGUAUUUCUUUUGGCUGUACAUUUUGAGUGGAAAUUCCACUGAGGUCUAGUUUGCCUUUCAUCCUUUUGGGAUUGAUGAAAUAAGCACCAGUUUAGCACCAGGGUUGAUGUAAUUGACUAACACCCUCCCACAUAAUUUCAGGCUUCAUGCCUAUAACAGAAAGAAUUAUUAUUUCAAAUCCUAUCAUGGUUAACUUUGCCUUUCAUCUUUCCAGGGUCAGUGUAAUUUACUAUUCUCCUUGCCAUAAAUGUCUGACCUUACUAUUACUACUACUACUCAAUAUUAUUAUGGCGUGCAAUGGAUUGGUAGAAACAUUAGAAUGUCAGCAAAAAAUGCCUAACAGUUCCAACACUUUAAAUUCUGUGUUCAAAUUUUGCCACAAUCAAUUUUGCUUUCCAUCCAUUCAGAGUCACUAAAAUAAAGUACCAGUCUAGUACAAAUAUAGAUGGUAUCAACUAACCCAUCCCCUCAAAAUUGCUGGCAUUGUACCUAAUUUAGAAACCAUUAUUAUUGUAUUUGAGGGCAACAACUUGGCAGAAUCAUUAGACCAUCCAGCUCUUUAAAUUCUGAGUUCAAACCUCACUUGUGGUCAACUUAGCCCUUCAUUCUUCUGGUGUUGGUAAAAUAAAGUACUGGUCUGCAAAAUUGCUCUCCAUGUGCCUAAAUUAGCCAUUAUAAGGGCAGUGGAUUUGCAGAAUCAUUAGAGGAUCAACGAAAAUAUUUCCAUGUUUGUUCUCACUCUUUACUCUCUGAGUUCAAAUCGCACUGAGGUCACCUUUCCAUUGCUCCUUUCAGAGUUGUUAAAAUAGAAAGUUAUUUUACCAAGUAAUGGGAUCAGUGAUAUUAACUAACCACUUCCCUUCAGACUUGCUCACCUUGAAUAGAAAUCAAAAUAGAAACCACUAUCAUUUCUAAUAUAGAUAGAAAAAUAAGGUGGCAAGUUGACAGAAUCAUUAGCACACCAGACAAAAUGCUAAGAAGCAUUUCAUUUGUCUUUACGUUCUGAGUUCAAAUUCCAAUGUAGUCGACUUUGCCUUGCAUCCUUCUGGGGUCGAUAAAAUAAGCACCAGUUAAGCUCAGGGGUCGAUUUAAUCGACUAGUUCCCCUCUCCAAGAAAUUUCAGGUAGGCUUGUGGAGAUUGCCAUAGAGUUGCUUAUUCCUCCCAUUCUGCAUUUAGCUUUUGGUGGUGAGGGCCAUCUGGAACAUCUAUGUGUAGAAACCAUUGAAUAGCUUACCAUGGAGCUAGUGAAGGUAGAAAGAUUUCUCACCUGUAAAUGCAAAGUGUCUUGAUUACUACUCUUAAAAUUUUCUUUUUGAUUUGUCUGGAGAAGUUACAGAUUCAGAAUAAUCUUUGUACCAUUAAAGCAUUUUCCAAACAAUGUUUUUUUAUUUUGUCUCCCCACUUACAAUAACUUAAAAAUAAUAAGUUUUUAAAAAAAACUUAA
Messenger RNA from Octopus sinensis (East Asian common octopus), 3943 nucleotides. RefSeq names its product Bardet-Biedl syndrome 2 protein-like. The transcript has 22 exons. Gene Ontology annotation, biological process: non-motile cilium assembly. Gene Ontology annotation, cellular component: motile cilium; membrane; ciliary basal body. The record is from RefSeq and is a predicted model, not a curated record. The coding region runs from base 146 to 2299 and encodes 717 amino acids. Gene Ontology annotation, molecular function: protein binding. Lineage: Eukaryota; Metazoa; Mollusca; Cephalopoda; Octopoda; Octopodidae.